GCGUUCACGAGAGUGCGUGGACAGCUGAGCACAAACCCGGGCAAAUCAAGUGGUUGCUUAAACCUCAAGCGAGGGGAUUUACCAGAUCAACGAGUCUUUAAGGCACUGGAUGGUGAGGGCAGGCGUGCUUCACCCAGUUUUGCAACCAACGGAGCGAAGAAGGGGACAGUGGGCGAGAGAGGAUGUCGAUUCAAAGAUGCACCCGGUGAGAAAAGAUGAGGAAGGGACCACCGGCUCCGAAUCGAAAAACUCUGGUCUCUCACUCAGCGCAGCAGCAGCACAAGGGACCGUAGCUUCCUUUGGGGUUGGGGCGGGGGGAAUGGCCAGAAAAAAAGGUACCAGUGUCUGCCCACCAAAACCUUUGGGGGUAAACAAAGCGGGGCAGAUCGCUUGGGGCGGUCAGGAACCCGAGGUACAGGUACCUCAAGGCGCCAAGGGAGUUAGCACCUGCGAGCUCGGGGUCUCAAUUCGUCUGAACAACCAGACACCACGCUACGCUCCUGCACCUUGGCCGCAAAGAUACCCGAUUGCGACAGUGACGGGAUGCCUGACGAAUUUUCUUGUUUCUUUUCUAUCUGGCAUCAAGGAUGUGUUUAAUCUCUAUCCCGUAAUGUCAUUGCCCGAUUCACUGUCGUCUCCGUGAAGGAACUCGGACGGCGUUGGGGAUCAUACCUAAAUCCACCGACUCUCUUUUGUCCAUACACGGUAUGCGAGUGCUCGCCGAUGCCGACAUCCCGAGG
Molecule: messenger RNA, 740 nt
Organism: Canariomyces notabilis
Lineage: Eukaryota; Fungi; Ascomycota; Sordariomycetes; Sordariales; Chaetomiaceae
Exons: 2
Coding region: 110-643 (177 amino acids)
Source: RefSeq, a predicted model, not a curated record